AUGCGCCGCGCGAUAGGCGCUGCGGCGUUCGCGGUGCUCCUCUGCGCCGCCACCGCUGAGAAUCGGCGCGCCGGCGCGUACGCGCUGGAGAAGUGCAAAUCGGGACCCAUGCCGGCGAAGCUCGUCCUCGCCUGCAACAACGCGACGGACGCGUGGAACGCCGAGGACGGCUGCGACCGCGACGACGACGACGACGACGACGACGACGACGACGAGCCGUGCGGCGGCGGCGGCAAGGUGUCGCUGCGCGUCGUCAACGCGCGCGUCUACCGCGCCGAGGCGAACCUCGCGCUCCUGUUACGGGACGCGGUCAACGCGGACAUCCUCUUCCGCCUCGCCGACGCCAUGGCGCGCGACGAGACCAGCGACCUCCGGGAGCGCGCGCGGCUCCUGCGGCGCGCGGGCGCCGCGGGCACCGCCUCCCCGAAGAGGAGGCGAAAAAAGAGAAAGAGACCCGCACGUUAG
Molecule: messenger RNA, 465 nt
Organism: Aureococcus anophagefferens
Lineage: Eukaryota; Pelagophyceae; Pelagomonadales; Pelagomonadaceae
Exons: 1
Coding region: 1-465 (154 amino acids)
Source: RefSeq, a predicted model, not a curated record